This is a messenger RNA of Scylla paramamosain (green mud crab), 3148 nucleotides long. RefSeq names its product coatomer subunit gamma-2-like (gene gammaCOP). Lineage: Eukaryota; Metazoa; Arthropoda; Malacostraca; Decapoda; Portunidae. Gene Ontology annotation, biological process: protein secretion; intracellular protein transport; intra-Golgi vesicle-mediated transport. Gene Ontology annotation, cellular component: endoplasmic reticulum; Golgi membrane; endoplasmic reticulum-Golgi intermediate compartment. Gene Ontology annotation, molecular function: structural molecule activity. The transcript is spliced from 17 exons. The record is from RefSeq and is a predicted model, not a curated record. Bases 222 to 2840 code for a protein of 872 amino acids.
CUGAGGUGCUUCACAUCACUCGCUGGCUGGACACUGCUGGGUGCUGCUUGCUUCACUGUCUGGGGCUGCCUCUACUUGUGCCUCUCUCCUUUUCCUUCCCCAAGAUCUGCCGAUACGAACGCUCCCGGCAAGGUCACAUGUGGAAGCAAGGAAGAGAACCAUCGCGCCGGCUGGGUGGACGUGGCCAUAACAACACUGACAGCUGACCGGGGCGGCACGUCAUGAUCGGUUCCUUCAAGCAAAUUAAAAAGGACGAGGAGGAUGGGGGCGGAAACCCGUACCACAGCACGGACAAGACGUCUGUGCUGCAGGAGGCGCGGGUGUUCAACGAGACACCAGUGAACGUGAAGCGCAGCACCCAUGUCCUCACCAAGAUCCUGUACCUGCUGAACCAGGGCGAGACGCUGGCCACCAAGGAGGCCACCGACGCCUUCUUUGCCAUGACCAAGCUUUUCCAGAGUAAUGACCUGGUGCUGCGCCGCCUUGUGUACCUCGGCAUCAAGGAGCUGUGCAACAUUGCAGAGGACACCAUCAUUGUCACCUCUUCCCUUACCAAGGACAUGACCGGCCGGGAGGACCAGUACCGGGCACCCUCCAUUCGGGCCCUCUGCCGGAUCACUGAUGCCUCCAUGAUGCAAGCCAUUGACCGCUACAUGAAGCAGGCCAUCGUGGACCGUGCCCCAGGAGUGAGCAGCGCUGCCCUGGUGUCUUGCCGCCACAUUCUGAAGGAGUCCCCAGAGGUGGUGAAGCGCUGGGUCUCUGAGGUGCAGGAGGCCCUCAGCUCAGACUGUGUGAUGGUGCAGUUCCACGCGCUGGGGGUACUACACCAGCUCCGCAAAUCAGACAAGUUGGCUGUGACCAAGCUGGUGUCCAAACUUACCUCCUCCAGCCUGCGCUCACCCUAUGCCAUCUGUCUCCUGAUACGUAUUGUUGCGCGGCUCAUUGAAGAGGAUGAAAUUGGCUAUGACUCCCGACUGUCAGACUUCCUGGAGUCCAUGCUGCGCCACAAGGCUGAGAUGGUGACCUAUGAGGCAGCCAACGCCAUCGUUACCCUCAAGCGCUCUUCAGCUCGGGACCUUCCCCCGGCCAUCUCUGUGCUGCAGCUCUUCCUGUCCAGCCCCAAGCCCACCCUCAGGUUUGCAGCAGUGCGCACCCUGAGCAAGGUAGCAAUGACACACCCCAAUGCUGUCACUGCCUGCAACCUGGACCUGGAAAACCUGAUCCAGGAUGUGAACCGGUCCAUUGCCACACUCGCCAUCACCACCCUUCUCAAGACAGGCUCAGAAGGCUCUGUUGACCGUCUCAUGAAGUCCAUCUCCUCCUUCCUCAAUGAUAUAUCAGAUGAGUUCAAGAUUGUGGUUGUGGAGGCACUGCGUUCCCUGGCACUGAAGUAUCCAAGGAAGCAGGCUGUGCUGAUGGGCCAGCUGGCAGACAUGCUGCGCAGCGAGGGAGGUCUGCCUUACAAGGAGGCCAUUGCCAGCACCAUCAUCACCAUCAUUGAGGACAACCCUGAGGCCAAGGAGAAGGGGCUGGACCACCUGUGUGAGUUCAUUGAGGACUGCGAGCACACCACCCUGGCCGUGCGCAUCAUCCACCUGCUGGGGCGGGAGGGACCACGCACACGCCAGCCAUCAAGGUACAUCCGCUUCGUGUACAACAGAGUCAUCCUGGAGAACGCAGCAGUCCGAGCAGCAGCAGUGUCGGUGUUGGCUAAGUUUGGAGCUCAGUGUGAGGGUCUGCUGCCCAACAUCCUAGUGCUGCUGCAGCGGUGCAUGAUGGACACUGAGGAUGAGGUGCGGGACAGGGCCACUUACUACCACGCCAUCCUGGCCACACGCGACUCAACCCUCAUCCACCGCUACAUCCUCAAUCCCCCUCAGUUUGCCCUGCCCAGUCUGGAGCGAGCAUUGGUCCAGUACCUGCAGAGUCCCGCUGUCGAGCCCUUUGAGACCCGCAUGGUGCCCACUGCUCCGCCACCACAGGAGGAGAAGAAGGCUCCCAGCAUCAUGGAAGUGGCACCUCCCCAGGAAGAACGCGUUGUCCCAACACAUGAAAAGUAUGCUGAGCAGCUGUCCGCCAUUCCCCAGUUUGCACACCUUGGCCCGCUGUUCAAGUCUUCAACGCCAGUGGAGUUGACAGAAGCGGAGACAGAGUACAUGGUCCGCUGCAUCAAGCACACCUUCCAGAACCACAUUGUCUUGCAGUUUGACUGCACUAACACCCUCAACGACCAGCUGCUGGAGUCUGUCAGCGUGGUGGUGGAUGGCGAGGGGUGGGUAGUGCAGACAUCCCUCCCCUGUGCCUCCCUGCCCUACUCACAGCCUGGCUCCUGCUAUAUCCUCCUGCCCAUUCCCGAAGAUAUCAUGUCCACUACUGGCACCCUCUCAGCAACUCUCAAGUUCACCGUCAGGGACUGUGAUCCAGCCACUGGGGAACCUGAUACAGAUGAAGGUUAUGAAGAUGACUACACGCUGGAAGAUGUGGAGAUCACUGUUGCAGACCACGUGCAGCGAGCAGCACGCAGCAACUUUGCAGCUGGCUGGGAGGAGCUGGGUGCCACCAAUGAGCUGGAGGACACCUUUGCCUUGUCUGCCAUGAGCACCCUGGAGGAGGCAGUGACACAGAUUACACAGUUUCUUGGCAUGCAUCCUUGUGACCGAUCAGACCGCAUUCCAGAGGGCAAGAGCUCCCACACCCUAUACCUUGCAGGCACCUACCGAGGAGGCCAUGAGGUAUUGGUGAGGGCCAAGCUUGCCCUGGCCGAUGGAGUCACCAUGCAGCUGACUGUUCGCUCUGAUGAUCCUGAGGUUUCUGAGGUCAUCGCGUCAGCUGUUGGUUAAGGUGGUCAGCCAGGGGAGGAGUGUAGGUGUUGUCUAUAUGCAGAAAGAACAGGAUAUAUGUAUUGAAAUAUUUUCCCAUAGUAUCUAUGAACACACUGAAGCACUACGGUAGGGUUAAGUUGUGUUGUCUGUUAUUAUUAUUAUUAUUAUUAUUAUUAUUAUUAUUAUUAUUAUUAUUAUUAUUAUUUUUAUUAUUAUUAUGAAUGUGAUAUUCUUAAUCACUGCAAAGGGACCUUUUUUGUUUGCUUUAUGUUACAGUUUAUCUUAAAAAAGCCAAUGAAUAACAAUAUUAAAAUGGACUUCAAGGA